AUGAAUAAUGCUUAAGUACCUGCCUUUUUUAUUUUUACCUCCAUUAUACUAUACUUUGUGGGCUUGCUAAUUGAAUUCUUCUUCAAAGCAAUAGAUAAGAUUUUUGAAAAAAAAGUUCCAUUACAUAACCAUACAACAUUUUCAAUGUAAAAAUAAUAGGAUGUUUAAUUACAUCAUCAAAAUCAAUCUUCAUAUUUAGUUAAAUCGAAUAAAUAUACUUAAUAUUUGGUUUAAAAGCUAAAAAUGGUGACUCAGAGUUUUUAGAGUAGAAUUAAACAAACAGUAACACUGUGUCUAUUAGAUUUAACUAUGGCUAUUACACUUCAAUUAAUUUUUGGAAAACAAUAUUAUCAUAGUAUGAUAUUAAUCAACACUAUUCUUGCACUAUUAUUUUGUCUCUUAAUAAUAUUUUAAUUAAGACAGUCAUAUUAUGUUAUAGGUAUUCAUA
Molecule: messenger RNA, 448 nt
Organism: Paramecium tetraurelia
Lineage: Eukaryota; Ciliophora; Oligohymenophorea; Peniculida; Parameciidae
Exons: 1
Source: RefSeq, a predicted model, not a curated record